This is a messenger RNA of Bactrocera tryoni, 547 nucleotides long. Its product is annotated as metallothionein-1-like. The record is from RefSeq and is a predicted model, not a curated record. Gene Ontology annotation, molecular function: metal ion binding. Lineage: Eukaryota; Metazoa; Arthropoda; Insecta; Diptera; Tephritidae. Bases 169 to 339 code for a protein of 56 amino acids. The transcript has 3 exons.
GUAUAAAACCGAGAGGAGCAACAACGAGUCGAUCAGUGUAACAACAUUUGGCGUUUACAAAGCUAAACUUGAGUGAUAACAAAAACAGAGUGACUAGCUGAUAUUAGCUAAAAAAUUGGAAAUAUUUUUCAAGUGUAGGAAAAAGUAUAAACAAAUUAAAACAACAAAAUGCCUUGCCCAUGUGGAAGCGGUUGCAAAUGCGGUUCGGAGCCUAAGACUGGCAAUUGCGGUUGUGGUGCGGCGUGCAAGUGCUGUCCCUGUGGAAGCGCUUGCAAAUGCGGCUCACAAUCACAAAGUGGCAGCUGCGGUUGCGGCUCAAGCUGCAAAUGUGGCCAGUAAGGAGUACAAAUAUCCAUUAACAGCCGUACCUUAUUAAGUUUAAGCUUUUAAUUUAUUUUCACAAUUUAAUCGUUAAUUACAUAUAUCCAUCCAUAAGAAUAUAUAAUUAAAAACUGUUGUUUAUACAUAUGUACAUACAUACAUUAAUGUAAAGCUUGUGUGCUUGAUAUCACAUUUGUUUGUCAAUAAAUAACAAAAAGAAAACAAA